UGCCAAAAAGGUGCUCAAGUGUGUGGACACGUACCCAGAGGGGAUUUUCAUAUUUCUCAAUUUUUUUUUUAAAUAGUUCAAGUGAUCAGAUAUUGCAUUGUUUUCUUUUUUUUCCAUUUUAAUUAAUUUUUUGUACAAUUUUUUUUAAAUUGAAAUUCAAAUUAAAAACUUUGGCGCGAAAACGCGUGGUUUAGAGACGUGACGUCAUGAUUUUGUAAACAACAAACGCAUUCCCAACAAACGUACUUCUGACAGUUAGUUGACGCAGUGCCGUCGUACUGCCGUUUUUGUAUUAUUCAAGUGUGUUUCUUUUGUGAAAGUUGUUGCAAUGACUGAAUCCUAUUGUAAAGGCCAAUCUGAUAAUCUACCACGGAUAGAUUCCUUCAUGGUGGUCACUUUUUUACAAAAUAAUCCCUGUUUUACUUUGGCAGAAAUUAAAGGGGUAAAAGCUGGUAGUGCUGGAAGAGAGCAGUACGGAGAUGCUGCCAUUAGAUAUGUGCAAUUAAAAAGGAACUGUUCAAAAUGCAUAUCAAAAUGCAAAAUUUGUCCGGAGUAUAAGUUACGAAAUAAACAAUAUAGCGUAGAACUUGUCGUCGAUGAGGAGCUGGAGACUAUGGAGAGUGUACAAUGCAUGGACUGUGCAGCCUCAGCAGGGAGCUGCAAGCAUGCCAUUGCUUUUUUAAUGUGGCUCCAUCGAAGAAGCGAAGAACCUGCCUCAACGUCUGUUACGAACUAUUGGAAGAAAUCUUCUCUAUCCAAAGUGGGAGCGAGCCUAAAAUAUGUGAAGACGAACAACUUUAGGUCAAAAAAACAUGAAAUCGAAAAUGUACCGUCACAGUUUUUCGCAACGUUUUGUGCCAAGAGAAAUUUUUUUCAACACUAA
Molecule: messenger RNA, 883 nt
Organism: Ceutorhynchus assimilis (cabbage seed weevil)
Lineage: Eukaryota; Metazoa; Arthropoda; Insecta; Coleoptera; Curculionidae
Source: the annotation of a GenBank genome assembly